Bursaphelenchus xylophilus (pine wood nematode) is the source of this 1432-nucleotide messenger RNA. The record is from the annotation of a GenBank genome assembly. Lineage: Eukaryota; Metazoa; Nematoda; Chromadorea; Rhabditida; Aphelenchoididae.
AUGAUGUCUCAACAGACGACGGUUCAUGUUCAACCGAAACCGCGCUUCAUCCCGGCCGUAGUUUGUAUCGCAGUUCAAGGGUUAAUCGUUUUCGGGUUGUGUAAGUAAGUUCUAACGCUUAUUUCGACCAUCUACAACCACCUUACAAUAUUGUGUUUUCAGUUUCAUGCGCAUAUUAUCUAAUCAUUCCUCAAUUGUCACCAAAAAUUAACGGGUUUAUUUGCGACGACCCCUCGUUGAAGUACACAUAUCACGACAACACGAUCGACAUAGCGGUUGUUCAUUGUUUCAGCUUCUUAAUUGUGCUAAUAGUAAGUUGAUUUUUUCAGUGAUAAAAAACGUAGCAUUUUGCAUCCGGGAAGUAGCAAAAAAUGUGGCAAAAUACCUCCUUCUCCGAGUGAAAAAACUGCGAUUUCAAAAUCGGAGUUUUUUUCACUCGGAGAGGGAGGCAUUUUGCUGCAUUUUUCGACACUUCCCGGAUACAGAAUUGUACGUUUUUUGUCACUGAAUCAAUUCUGUCACUGUAAUGUACCUUAUUUUAGGCGUUUCUAGUCGAAUGCGAGCCCCAUCGUUGUCUACGAACACGCAAAUUGACGACCGAUGAUUCAGAAGUGGCCCUGAAUCAUCGGAUCUUCCGCCUCUUACACACGGUCCUCGCGUUGGCGUUUGGCGCGGUCGGCAACUACCUUCUCUAUCAGGUGGUAAAGUUCAGCUUUGGGCGGCUUCGCCCCCAUUUCUUCGACGUCUGCCGACCCGACGUUAGCGCAUGUAGGCCUGGCGAUUACGUCGAAACGUAUAAGUGCAGCGGAACCAACAUGAAAGCGGUCCGCGACGCACAUUUAAGCUUCUACAGUGGUCAUGCGUCGACUGCGUUCUUCUAUGCGACCUUUGCGACAGCGUAUUUGCACAUGAGGGUGAUUCGAAGAACCGUGAACUGCUUGCCGUGGCUGUUCAUGUUUGGGUGCGCGUGGUUCGCGGGAGCAAUGUUUGUGGCGGGAAGUCGGGUCCAGGACAACAAACAUCAUUUUGUUGAUGUUGUCGUGGGCUCGGUGGUCGGCAUAGCGCUGGGACUUGGGUUGGUAAGUAAAAUACGGUGGAGCCUAUGUACUAUAAGUUUGUCGGAAAAAUAAUGAGCGUAAUGUCGCUGUAGUGAAAAUCAAUUUGAAUUUGCCGCGACACAAUUCAUUUUCUCGGCGACGAUGCGAUUUUAAAUGUGAUAGAAUGCUCAUUAUUUUCCCGACAGACUGAUAGGAAAACUAAUGAAUUUUUUGGGCCCUUCGUGUUUCAUUGUAUACAGGGACUUUAAUGCUAUGUUUCUUCUUACAUACAUUAUAAUGUAUACUUCCAGGUCCUCGGCUACGUCCGUCAGGCCGCUCACCGCUAUGCGCAACCAUCUACGACGUAUGUUGUGACCGCCGACGACACUCCAUGA